This is a messenger RNA of Verruconis gallopava, 1137 nucleotides long. RefSeq lists its product as uncharacterized. Lineage: Eukaryota; Fungi; Ascomycota; Dothideomycetes; Venturiales; Sympoventuriaceae. The record is from RefSeq and is a predicted model, not a curated record. The transcript has a single exon. The coding region runs from base 397 to 885 and encodes 162 amino acids.
CGCAUAAGCAAAGGUUCCCUUGGAGAAAUAAAUAAGCUUUGCCCAGGUGGAGCUUAGUCGCUACUCGGACUCAGAACAUACCGUAGCUCUCUCCACCAAUGCUUCGUUGACACAGGCCAUCCGGCCAGCCACAGCUGCUGCCGUGCUUAUGGCUUCAGCGACGGGCCUUGCAACAGCGGACUGCCCUUAAGAUCCUGUGUGAUCCCCCUUUAUGAGAUCGAAUGUGCCUUUCGCCCACCUCUUCUUUGGAUCGACUUGGCCUUCUCAGAAAGUAUACUUAGUUUUCAGAUCCCCACGGUGCGCAAUACUACUGCAGAGUCGAGUUUUGCAUAUCCGAUCUGUUCUCACGCCGUCUCGAGUUUCUUAGACAAGGUUGAACGUGCGACGACAAACACGAUGACGCCCUGGAACACCGGUGCCCUCCACUACUUCACGACCCCUUCGUUUGGGACCUCGUCCAGCUCUCUGAAGGAGAACUCCUCGUUCAACAGCAAGUCAGGCGCAUCCAAGCACAGCAGCAGUAGCAGCAAGGCGAAGAUCAUCGCCAUAGUCGUUGCAGCCGUCGCCGCGGCGAUCCUGAUCUUGGCGGCCAUCUGCAUCAUUCGAUGCUGCUAUAGACGGCGCACCCGCAGGCUCGCGCAGCGGCGCGCCCCAGCGAUGAGCGGAGGCUUCAUGAGCCGCGGAUGGCAGAAGGUCGACGGCGACGAGAAACUUGGUGACGAGGACUUCUCCAACAUGCCUUACGACGCCAGAGACAGGCUCGUGUCGAACAACGUGCCUGUGUACAACGAACGCGGAAUGGCGUACGAGCCCUACAGACCGCAUGGCAAAGCGGAGGCGGAAGCGGAAGCGGAAGCAGAAACCAAAGUCAAGGAGGCACACUGAAGUGCAUAUGGUAACUGUCAAGAGCAUCCAUGUCACUCACCCCAAUGACCAUUCUUCCACGAACGAUGCUCAAUACGCAAAUUUUUCUUCGGUGUGACUUGUCGAGCUAUGGCAAGAUACGGGUUUUUAUUUCCUUUUUUCGCUUUUCUUGGCAAGGGGGAAUUGGGAGUUCGCUCGUUGGAGUAGUUGGAUUUCAAAUAAGGGCCGGAAAGUACUUGUUUCUAUUAAUACAUCGAGAGACUGACUAUCGAA